Amphibalanus amphitrite is the source of this 3188-nucleotide messenger RNA. Its product is annotated as mucin-19-like. The record is from RefSeq and is a predicted model, not a curated record. Bases 166 to 2004 code for a protein of 612 amino acids. NCBI's taxonomy places the organism in Eukaryota, Metazoa, Arthropoda, Thecostraca, Balanomorpha, Balanidae. The transcript has 6 exons.
UUCUUUUUUUCAGAUAGUGCCCUGUAUCAAGGCCGAUGUCAACGUUCCAUGCGCUUCUGGGAAUGUGAAUAGGCUUGUUUGGGCAGUGACACGGCUUGCAGCCGUGACUAGGCAGCGGUAACUACGAAGAGACAACAAUUACCGACCCGUCUACACGAUAUCACAAUGCACCGGUGGAGAAUAGCAGCAGCCGUGGCGCUGGCCUGCGCUGCCGUCUGCCUGGGUGACGAUACUACCGAACCAAGCAUAAGCCCUUCGCCAGCCACAGCCGGAACCAUGACGACACCAGAGUCGCCGAACUCCGGGUCCACGGUCGCUGCCAGUGCCGGACCUACGGCCGCCUCUACAGCUGCCAGCGCCGCCAGCGCCGCCUCUGACCCAGGGGGCAGCACGGCCGCGGCCGACCCGGCCACCUCGGCCUCCUCCGCGUCACCGCCGGCGACGGAUGACGUCAGCGCGUCGACACCGACAGCAGCCGACGGUGACGGCGCGUCGACCGCGGCGGAGCCGUCUGCGGAGGGCGAGGCGGCGGUGGAGGUGACGACGACGGCGGCAACUGAGACGACAGAGGCUCCGAGCCCGGCGGCGGCCGUCGACAGCUCGGCGGAGACGGAGACGACCGAGACCGCCACAGAGUCAACAGAGGGCUCAGCAGCCACUACAGCGGCGUCAACUGCUGCAGAGACAGCCACGACGGCAUCUCCAGCUGCCCAGACCUCUGCUGAAACGGUCCCGGAGGCAACGGAGUCUCAAGCGUCUGGGUCACCGCCCGCAGCGUCCACUGACGGACCAUCGGAGCCUGAGACCACCAUAGCCGCAGAAACGACGGCCACCACAGCAGCUGAUGAGACCUCAGCGGCCACAGAGGCCCCUGUGGUGACCACCACACCCCCACCAGCGCCUACCACCCAGCCAUCGACUGCAGCACCGACCGCAGCUGGGGACACAUCUCCAGCGGUCUCCCCAGCUGGGACGCGGCCGCCGAGCCCCGGGCCGGCUGGUGUCAGCAGUGCGGGGACAGAGCCGACAGCUGCCUCCCCGGCCGUCAGCACCGAGCACCCGGCUAAUGUGACAGCCAGUGAGCGGACCAGUGAACGGACCACGGCCACACCGCCCGUGGAGACCUACGGCUACCCGAGGAGUAUGAUGGCGGAUGAGAUGACUCGUCCUGAGACUGAGGGCGUCGUCACCAUGGUGCUGCUGCCGCGCCGGAUCAGCUUCCUGGCCUGGAUGGGGGUGAAGGAGAGCCUGCUGAGGUCGACCAUCCUCAACAUCACCAGAGACAGCGUUUCCAACGACACGGAGCUGGAGUGGGUUUACGUGUCGCCUUCUCCUGUCUACCGUCCGCCGCACAUACUGCUCCACUUCCUGAUCGUAUGGCGGGGCGAUCGGCCAGCACUGAGCACCGUUACACCGACCGGCGGCCCUGCCAGCACCUCAGCGGCCGGCUCCGCGCCGCCGGCCACCGCGACUCCGCUGACCUCUGACCCGGCGCCGACCCCGGCGACCUCUGACCCCUCACCGACACCCGCGGCGCGCCGGCGGCGGCGGCGGGCGGCCAGCGCCGACAGGGAGGGGGCCAUACCCGCCUGGAUGCUGGCCGAAAUGAUCGCGGACAACGCCGAGGAGAUCGGAGACAUGGUGUCUGCGGACGUGGAGUCGACCUCGGCCGGCCUGGGCCCGCCCUCGUCCUCCUGCUCCCAGGAGGAGGGCCUGCUGGGCAGCAGUGGUCAGGUGAUGGUGAUCCUGGCCGCCGCCGCCGCCUGCUGUCUGUGCCUGGCGUGCGGCGCGCUCGUCUACGUGCGCCUGGUGCGCGACUCGGGCCACUGGGAGCCGCAGCCCGCCUACCACGAAGGGGAGCGGGUCGGAGGGCUGGACCUGCACUCGGACACCGACUGCAAGAAGGGCGAGGAGCCGCCGGACGGCACCGGAGCCGAGGUGGUGCCGCUCACCGACGUAUCCAGAACGCCGACCGGCUCUCAGCGCGGCGACGCCAGGGUCUGACGGCUGCCCGGGGUGUUACGACGACCCGGGGUUCUGUCGGCUGCUCAGGGUCUACACGGGGUUUACUUGGGGUUCUGACGGCUGCCCAGGGUCUGCCCGGCGUCUGACGGCUGUUCGGGGGCCUGUCCGUGUCUACCUGAGUCUGGCCGGGGUCUCUCGGAGGUCUGCCGAGGUCUGCCCGGGGUCUGACGGCUAUUCGAGGUCUGCUCGGGGUCUGCCCGGGGCCUUCCCGGGAAGUGGCGCCUGUUCGGAGGCGACACCGGGGUGUGACGAUUCGCUCUGGAGUCGUUUUGGUCUGGCAUAGUGCGACGAUGAUAAAAGCGUCACGAUCUGACCGAACAUGGAUGAUUCUGGUGCGUGGAGAAUGUGACAGAAAUAUCAUGAUUUUAAAAGAAGAGUGACAGACAGAGCUAUGUUUUGUGCUACACAAAAGGCGUCAGUUCUCAGUUGGACGCGGCGGCACAGGUAGAGCUUGGGUCUAAAAGUGUGGAAUAAAGAAGACGCCGGAAUCCAUCGGGAACAGAGACGACGCCAGAAUCUGGUGAGACACCUCGACGGUGGAAGCCCAUGCCAAUUAGUCACGGUGUGCUGCUCUUAUUGUCGUAGUGGAGACAGCUGAGACAAAGGGGAUUGGAAACCUGGAUUGGCUCGCACUGUGUGAUGCUCGAGGCAGAUAGCAAAGUACUUCGAACCAGAUACAGAACAAUAAAACAGUUUGCAUGCGAGAGUCGUGACUAGAAAUAGCAGGAGGAACGCGUUCAUCAGUGAUGUAAUGCGAAACAUAGGCAUAAGUUGGGCAUAAGGUAUCUUCUAGUGUGCAUUGACACUAGUUCUUCCUCGCAAGACAGUUCCAAUGCUUAUAAUUUAGCAUUUAGGCACUCAAAUCGCGCCACAAUAGCGAUUUGCGACAGUUGCAAAUGUGCUUGGAUCAAAGUAGUAGUGCUAUGAGACAGUCUGUGGUGCCACUUUAGAGCUUAUGCUAUUUACUGGAAUUUUUUUUUAUAAGGUGCGUGUUCAUUGACUGAUAGUAUUACAUAUAAGUCCGUAUGCGUGUCCUUAUUUCUUUUGCUUUUAGAUUCGCAGUUUGUUGUCGAGCGUCAAUUAUUUUGUGUCGCACAACUCAGUGCCCACUUUAUCUAGGCACUUGUUGGGUCGUAAAUUGAAUAAAUAUGAAAAUGAGCUAA